UUCGGAUUCGUCUUGAAUGUCAGACCGUUUUGCCCAAUGUGUCUAAACUGACUUAAAGAAAAAAAAAUCAGUGGAUUUGUGUUGUGUUUUAGUACAGUGCAUCUUUUAAUUGCAAUGUCGGAAUGUUCUCUAUUUUCAGAUAUUCAAACUGAAAAUAAUCAUCAGGUUACUGUUGUGGUUAUAUCAACAUCCUGCAGUUUUGAACGGAAGCUACAUUUAAACAAGGAAACAACCAUAUCUAGGAAUUUAAAUAUGUUUGUAUGCGAACGUUUAAACAAAAUUUUAAUGACAUCCUCUUUGGCGUUCAUGUAUGAUCGUAUGUUGUAGUACUGUGUACAUGCCUACAUGCUUUUUCUGAUUUUAACUAUUUUAAAAGCACAUAAAAGGUGUGUGUAAAAAUGCACACAAUGAAAGUUUCAUCAUAUAUUCUUGAUACUGUUGGUGUAACAAAAAACAAUUCUUGUUUAACUGAGUGUUCUAACUCUGAUUAAAACUAUAAAGUGUUUGUUCAUGUGGCAGAAAAAAAAACCCAGAAAAUUGCUAAAUUGUAAAUAAAUGCGCGAAGAAAAAUAUACGUAACAACAGUCAAAUAGGUGAGUGUCAUAAAAUGACAUUGCUUGAAGUCCACCCACGACUGAAGGUCAAAAACCCUUUAUUAGUUGUUUGUAGAUUUAGACGCAUUACGUGCACGUUUCGAUGACAAAGAAAAAAAAAGUUCAUUCGUCAUAUUACAGUCUGGAGUGUACUUGAUGGUUUAAAUUCCCCGUGUACCUUACGUAGAAGUUGCAAUUGCGAAAUGCAUCCUGUUGUCGUGUACGAAAGUAUUUGUAAAAUAAAAAAUUAACUUCCAUCUCAAUGAUUUUCAAGUUUCUCUUGAAUAAGAAGAAUAUCGAAAUUGAAUAAGCCGACAAGAAACUUUAAAAUUUGUUAAAUGGGUUUUUUAUUUUAUUGCUGCAAUUAAAUGUCUCCAUUCUUUUAACGAAACAUAUUUAUUUAGUACAGUAUCCCAAAGGGAAAAAAUACCCGCUCUCAGCCCCCAUUAUUACCGUUUAAUACCCCCUUGUAUGGUUUUUAGAUUAUUUGCCAUAAAAGGUAAUAAAAGUAACAAGCAAGGGAUAACUAAUUAAAUAAUAAUUAGAGCGUACGCAAAAUAUACACUUAAAAUGUACACUUAAAAUACGGAUCUAAAUUAUGAGGAAGAUAUAUAAAGGAAAGGGAAGAAAUGUCCAAACUAUAUGAGAGAUAUCGCCGCUCUUACGGAGGAAAACAUCGCAAAAAAUGGCCAACAAAAACCAACUUCCAACAGCGUCUGGUGGACAGCAGCUUGGCAGCACACCAAUAUAUAAUCCUACUGUCCCUUUCGUGUACAAAUAUCUAAAGAGUUUGGAAUCAGGAAAGAUAUUUUACAUCAGCGGAAUACCUUCCAAAAAUCCGAAACGAUUUAACAUCAAUCUUAUGAGUGGACAAGACAUAGCUUUUCAUUUUGACAUUAGAAUCUGUUACGGUGAUUUUCGGAAUGUAAUAGUUAGGAACACCAGGCUCAGCAAUAGAUGGGGCCAAACGGAAAGGACUCUGAAUGGACCAUUUCCUUUUAAAGAAGACGAAUUCUUCGAGAUAGUGAUUUUGAUUGAAUCGGCUAGCUUUAAGACUCAACUUCCGUCUGGUGGUCGACACUUUGGUAGCACAGCACUUUAUAAUCCAGCAGUGCCUUUCGUACAUACUUUAGGGACGGUUGAAGCAGGGAAGAUGUUUUACAUCAGUGGAAUAACUUCCCAGAAUCCGAAAAGAAUUACAAUCAAUUUUGAUAGUGGACAAGACGUAGCUUUUCAUUUUGACAUCAGAUUCUGUGUUGGUAAUGACAGUUUGUCAUUGUCAGGAACACAAAGCGUAGCAAUAGUUGAGAAAGAGAAGAAACAGCACUAAAUGGGCCGUUUCCUUUUCAAGCAGAUACAUUCUUUGAUAUAAUUAUUCUUGUUCAUCCAUCCGGUUUUAAGGUAACAAUUUUACUAAACUGACUAAAAGCAAUAUGUAAAAUUAAUAAUGAGUCCUCUACUGUAUGUAUCAAAAAUAUAUUGUGCUCAACGUCAUUUGAACAACUAGUACAUGAUGUUCGAAGAAUAAAGUAGUUUUGAAACAACACUAAUGAACACAUUUUGCUUUACUACAGAAACAAAAAAAGGUAUAUAAACCAGGAAUCACCUGGUAAUGAAAAAAUUAAUUUGACUUCUUUCUUCAAUAAGUUUCAAUUUUCUCUUGGAAGUUAUACAUAAUUAGUCAGUUUUUCCCAUUUCGUCUAUUAGUAAACUGACUUAACGGAAACAAAAAUUUGGGUGUGUUUAAGUACAUCUGUAAGUUGCAAUGUAGGAAUGUUCCCUAUUUCAGACCUUGAAAUAACCAUCAAGUUUUUGUUAUUGUUGUAUCAACCUUUAGCAUUUUCACCGAGUCGUUGACCAGUGGCAUAAUACGUGCGAACAGGGAGCUUUUUAAUGCUGUUUUUACCAGUCAAGGUUAUGUUUUCCUUUGCAUUUUUUUUCAUUUUUAAAGCUUUGUUUUGAGGAAUUGACCGAGGAUGACGUACAAUGAACGCGCCUUGAUGGUGAUGUAUCGAGAUUUUCAUAUCAUUUAUAUUUUUUGCAACAUUCAGGAAAUAUUCAAUAAAAAUACGUAUUUGGCUACCACUCCGUAUUUUCUCAAUUACUGUUAAAAUGUCCCGUAUUUUCGUCAUACCUGUACGAUGUACCCACUUUACUAGAUCGGUCAACGUUGUAUGCAGUUUUAAAAAUACUUAGCCUGUCGGCGAAUGUGUGUUCUUACGUCCGAGUCGGUGGUACACCAAAAUAUAUAUAUAUAUAAGAAAAACGUACGUAGGAGCGGGUGGAAUUUAUGAUAAACGUUAUUUUACGACUUUUCAGGAUGCGGUGGACAGUGGACGAAAGUAAUCUUUAUCGAUAUAUAGACUACCAUUUCAUGUUUCAUUAUUGUGUACUGUCAUUUUAACGUACUUAGCAGGUUUUUAUGACUGAAUAGUAAUGCAUUUUAAUUCUACAUCUAUACUUACUGUACAGUUAAACCAUAGUUGACCCCUGUAAUAUGUGUAAAUAUUGUUAGGACCGUAGAAUCUAGCACAGGAUAGCUUGGUUAGUUUGAAUCCUUGGAUAAAUCUUUAAGGAGAGGAGUUUUAUAAGAUCGUCUAAUUAAUAUUUCCUUUGUAUAGCAUUUUAUUACAUGUAUGUGUAUAAAAAGUCUAAUGUAUAUAUUUUGAAGUAAGUAUGUUUAAAUUAUCUCCAGUCGAGGAUUAAUAGAGAAUCAAGUAACUUUCUCGCCACCCGCUUGUUCGAAGACUCAGUUUUAUUGAAUUUAUUCAUUUGAUCCCUAAUGUCUAAAGAAAUCUGACGCCCCAACUAGUCCCGGGUUGAAAAGAACACAGCGUUUGGAGAAAUGGAAAUAAAGUACCAUAAUUAAACGACCCAAAAUAAUAUAAAUACACGAAAGUACUACAUCUGAGAAUUGUAUGCAGUUUAAGUAUGAACAUAUGCAGUCAUAUUUACAGACUGUGAACCGUCCUGCCUAUAUAUAUGUCUAUAAUGUUAUCAAAGGCUUUUGAUAUACCUACAUAUAUUAAACGUUAUCUUAUUAGAAAUUACCUCUGAGUCAGUAAAUUGAUGACGUCACUCCUAUUUGACAGGGUCACCCAUAAACGAAUGAACGAAUGAAGUUUUCGCUUUUGUUCUUUAACAUUUUUAACAGAACCAACUUUCAACAGCGUCUGGUGGACAGCACUUUGGCAGCGCACCAGUAUACAAUCCUAACCAACUUCCAACAGCGUCUGGUGGACAGCAUCUUGGCAGCACACCAAUAUAUAAUCCUACUGUCCCUUUCCUGUACAAAAAUCUAAAGGGUGUGAUACCAGGAAAGUUAUUUUACAUGAGCGGAAUACCAUUCAAGAAUGCGAAGCGGUAUCGGUUAACAGUCAACCUUUAUUUGAAUUCAUGCACCGAGUUCACUUCCAUCGCAUCGACACGCUUCGUAUAACUGGUGAUGUUCGGCUCUUUGAAGUCAAAAUCUAGAUAUCGAAGAGCAAGCCACUGACAACAGCUGGAUAAGAGAAACGGAGAAAUCAUCUUAAUAGCAAUUGCAAACAUUCUUGUAUAUGUAUAUUACGUUCAUUCAUAUUGAUAUACAUAUACUCAUUUCAUUACCUGUUAAGUAAUAAUGGUAAAAUACAGUUCAAACUAUUGUAAAGAUGCAUGGAACGAAAUGAAAGUGGUUUUAGAAUGCAUAAUCGCAAGAUCUCUAUUUGGGUGAAGCUAAUACUAAUAUAUGUGAAAUAGACGUGUACUUUUUAUAUAUUUAUCUUUUAAAUUGUGUUUUUUCCUCACUUUUCACAAAGACAGAACGCUUUCUUGUAUGCUUUUAUUUGGCGUCCUUGCCAGUUAACGUAACUCUUGCGAUUAGAUGCCAUCCAGGGAAUUCCGAAGGCACAGAGAAUCAGUCUCUCCGGUCUUUAUGCUUACGCAAAACCCGAUGUUUCAGAUGCGAAUAAUAACUGACAUUUUUGCGUUUGGAGUUCCUACAACACUCUUUAUACUGUAGGUACUGUAGAUAUUUAUCCAAAACAUAGUACUGAUUACAUGAAAGCCGUUACCUGCGAAUCAAACUUCAGUUCUCCUAUGUUAUGGCUGUAUUUGGCAUAAACACUUUCCGUGUAAGAUAUAAAAUUCUAUAUAAAAGUUCCGCAUUACGUCAUUCUGAGAAGGCUAUCCAAAUGUUAGUGUAUUGAUAUUUAAGAGCGUAGUAAUUCUGCAAGCAAAUGAUAACGACAUGGACCUUCAGUCAGAAAGGCACGUUUUGGGAUAAAAUGGUUCCAGUUCUUUGUAUGUUUUACAAUGACUUUUAUCCGGACAGCCUAGUAAAAAUUAUCCGAAUCUGGCAACCAGAUAUAGAGUUUCGUCCCAUAGGCUUAAAGUAGAAACUGGAAGGUGGAAUAAUACACCAUUUGAUGAUAGAAUAUGUCUUACUUGUUCCAAUCUUGAAGAUGAAUACCAUUUUUUGUUAGAAUGUGUUUUGUACAAUGAUUUAAGAAAGAAAUAUAUUAGGCCAUAUUUUAUAAAAGACCGAGCAUGCACAAAGCAGUCGAAUUAUUAACAUCUGAAAACAUACAAGUCAUAAGAAAUCUAGCUACCUUCAUUCGUAGUGCCUUUGAAAAUAGAAAGUCUCAUGUGUAAUUAUUUAAUCUACGUAAUUAUAAUGACAUAGAUAGGAAUUUUUGUAUUUUUCUUCCUGAUGUACUUAUACCUUUCUGGAAGUAAACAUAUAGUCUCCUGUCACAACUUUGCAUUGGUUAAGAAAACUUUAUUGAUACAUACACAUUUUUAAUUACCGUUUAAUUAUAACAUGAAUGUCUUUUCAUAUUUAAUUUGCUGGAUGGGUUAAAUGAAAUGAUAAAAUGCGAGGCUCUGCCGAGCAUUUUGUCAGUUGUAUUCAACGAGUGUGAUAGGUUCAAUGUGGAAAGUCACAAAUGUUAUAUUCCUUUUAUCACAUGUUAGCCUUUCCUGUCGAAACACCAAAUAGUCUGCCUUCUUUUACUAUAUAAACAAGUCAGGUGGACCAACGCCUUCUAUACCACAAACGACGUCGACGUCAAAGCUUUAUUACACUAGUAUAUUAACAUUUUUAUUUAAUGACUUUAUAACACUCCCUCGACGACAAACAUGUGAUAAAAUGUAUUUCUGUACGCAAAUAUUUUUUUCCAAUUGACGUUCAAAGUUCAUACUGGUGUGUGAUGUUAUCUGUGACGACACUUUCAUUAUGACGACGCGUGCAAAAUUUCCUUAAUGACGAUAUUUUCAGUUUCACUUAAUUAAUACCAGAUUUGCAUCUUUUUUACUAGUCUUAAGCGUAGACAAGUAUGUAAUAAACACAUUAAGCUUAUUUCCGCCAUUGACAAAACAUUUCAGAGUUUGUUUUAAUCGUCUACUUCUGAUUUGAUCAUGGGUCAUGUUGACCUACAUCAAAUGUGUCAUGGAUUUAUGUAUCAUUAUGAUGCUUGUAUCAUGUAAUGUGUAUUAUUAUGAUUCUUGUAUGAAUAAACUUGUUCUUCUUCUAUGCUAUAAACACUAAGCCAUUAUAAAUUCCAUAUCAAGUUUCAUUAAAAUCCAUGAUGACGGUUUUUCUUCGCGAGAUGUUAUUCCAUAUACACUUGUUAUGAAAAUUUGCAAGCAUUCCAAAAUUUAAGAAGUUAUCCAGCCAAGAUAAAAAUGACUAGGUUUUAUUGAAUUCUUCAUGGAAGAAGAUAAAGAUGAUUAUAUAACAUGCAGAAUUACCUUAACCUCGAAUUUUGAUACAUUUAUGAAUAUAGACCAAAAUUUUAUGAACGGAUGAAGAAAUUCAUUGAAUAUACAACUUUACCCUCCUUCUAAAGAUAAAUAUGGUAUUUAAGAUUUUGACUUAUUAAAUGAUUUCAAAUUGUCUCUUAAAAUCGACUUGAAUUGUACGUAUAUCUUUAAUUCUAGAUAAAUAUCUCAAAAACAAGUACAUGGACCUAUACAUUUUAUUUCACCAGAUUAUAGACAGUACUGUUUCAUUAAAAUUUACAUUUUAGAAAUUCAGAAUUAUGACCUUUCCAUAGACUCCCAUUAUGAAAACUUAAGUGAGUUCCAAAUUUCAAAGUAGUCUAGCUAAAAAUCAAGCACAUGACCCUAUUUGUUUUAUUUCCCGAAUUUAAGUAUAUUCUAAAGUCUUGAAAAAAAAUAUGGUGUUAUCAAAUUCCACAUGGUAGAAAUAAAUUGAUCGGAACGAGAAGAGCAACCUUAACCAGAUAUUUUCCUUAAUCCUGAAUGCUCAAAGAUCUGUCAACAAUUUAACCGGACACGUUGUAAUGUAAACACUUAAAACAAUCUAUAUAUUGUAUGCAAUGAGGAAUACAAAGGCCAAGGAAGAAAACUCGUAAUCAUAUGAACAGUAGCUCUGCUAUUCAU
Mercenaria mercenaria is the source of this 6977-nucleotide messenger RNA. RefSeq names its product galectin-4-like. The record is from RefSeq and is a predicted model, not a curated record. NCBI's taxonomy places the organism in Eukaryota, Metazoa, Mollusca, Bivalvia, Venerida, Veneridae. The transcript is spliced from 10 exons. The coding region runs from base 1279 to 1923 and encodes 214 amino acids. Gene Ontology annotation, molecular function: galactoside binding; carbohydrate binding.